AUGCCCAUCCUGCUCCAACGCCUCGGCCGGCGCUUGCUGGAACCCCCGUGCCUGGCAGGAGGGGUGGCUGAGGAGCCCCGGGGGAACAGCAGUGCCCACCCACCCAGCCCCGGAGGGGACCUGGCCAGGGGUGUCACCCUGGCACUGAAGACCCUGCCACCUGGGCACUCUUCGUCACCAGGUGACAUUGGAGGGCAGAUGGGGCUGUUCAUUGGGGCCAGUAUCCUCACAGUACUGGAGCUGUUUGACUACGCCUACGAGGUGAUAAAGCACCAGCUGUGCCGGGGGGGCAAGUGCCGCAAGAGCCACAAGAGGAACAACUCGGACAAGGGCGUCGCGCUGAGCAUGGACGACGUGAAACGCCACGUAAGUGCUGGUGCAAAAAAGAAGAAGAUGGCUGACAAAAUUCUACCUCAGAGGAUUCGAGAGCUGGUGCCCGAGUCUCAGGCCUACAUGGACCUUCUGGCUUUUGAAAGGAAACUGGACCAGACCAUCAUGAGGAAGCGCCUGGAUAUCCAGGAGGCUUUGAAGAGACCCAUUAAGCAAAAACGAAAGCUGCGGAUUUUUAUCUCCAACACCUUCAACCCAGCCAAGUCAGAUGCAGAGGAUGGGGAAGGAACAGUUGCCUCCUGGGAGCUCCGGGUGGAAGGACGACUGCUGGAAGAUUCUGCUUUGUCCAAAUAUGAUGCCACCAAGCAGAAAAGAAAGUUCUCAUCCUUCUUUAAAUCUCUGGUCAUUGAACUUGAUAAAGACCUGUAUGGCCCUGACAAUCACCUGGUAGAGUGGCACAGAACUGCUACCACUCAGGAGACAGAUGGCUUCCAGGUGAAGAGGCCAGGGGAUGUCAACGUGCGCUGCACUGUCCUCCUGAUGCUGGAUUACCAGCCCCCCCAGUUCAAGCUGGACCCCCGCUUGGCUCGUCUCCUGGGGAUUCACACCCAGACCAGGCCUGUGAUCAUCCAGGCCCUCUGGCAAUACAUCAAGACCCACAAGCUGCAGGACCCCCACGAGCGGGAGUACGUCAUCUGUGACAAGUACCUGCAGCAGAUAUUUGAAUCUCAGCGGAUGAAGUUCUCUGAAAUCCCACAGAGGCUCCAUGCCUUGCUCAUGCCCCCGGAACCCAUCAUCAUUAAUCAUGUCAUCAGUGUUGACCCAAAUGACCAGAAGAAAACUGCUUGCUAUGACAUUGAUGUGGAGGUGGAUGACACCUUGAAAACACAGAUGAAUUCUUUCCUGCUCUCCACUGCCAGCCAGCAGGAAAUUGCUGCUCUGGAUAAUAAGAUUCAUGAAACAAUAGAGACAAUUAACCAGCUGAAGACCCAGCGGGAGUUCAUGCUGAGCUUUGCCCGAGAUCCUCAGGGCUUCAUCAAUGACUGGCUGCAGUCCCAGUGCCGUGAUUUAAAGACAAUGACUGAUGUUGUUGGGAAUCCUGAAGAGGAGCGUCGAGCUGAGUUCUACUUCCAGCCCUGGGCUCAGGAAGCUGUGUGCAGAUACUUCUACUCCAAGGUGCAGCAAAGGCGGCAGGAACUGGAGCAGGCCCUGGGGAUCCGGAACACAUAG
Molecule: messenger RNA, 1560 nt
Organism: Chaetura pelagica (chimney swift)
Lineage: Eukaryota; Metazoa; Chordata; Aves; Apodiformes; Apodidae
Gene: SMARCD1
Product: SWI/SNF related, matrix associated, actin dependent regulator of chromatin, subfamily d, member 1
Exons: 15
Coding region: 1-1560 (519 amino acids)
Biological process (GO): regulation of transcription by RNA polymerase II; sodium ion transport
Cellular component (GO): SWI/SNF complex; nucleus; membrane
Molecular function (GO): sodium channel activity
Source: RefSeq, a predicted model, not a curated record